Messenger RNA from Cryptosporidium ubiquitum, 1680 nucleotides. RefSeq lists its product as uncharacterized. Bases 1 to 1680 code for a protein of 559 amino acids. NCBI's taxonomy places the organism in Eukaryota, Apicomplexa, Conoidasida, Eucoccidiorida, Cryptosporidiidae. The record is from RefSeq and is a predicted model, not a curated record. The transcript has a single exon.
AUGUCAAAACCAAAGAGUUUAAGAUAUGAAAGGGCAAUUGAGACAGGAGUUGAAAUAUUAAGAAAUGCAUUAAAUAAGAAAGAAAAUGAGAUAAGAAAUUCAUUAUUGGAGCUUAAGGAAAAUGAGUUACAAUUGAAAAAAAGGGAAUCAAAUUUGGCAGAGUCUUUGAGAGUUUUGGAACAGGAGAAAAAAAACAAUGAGUAUUUAAGAGUGGUGAAUGCAAAAACUGAGAAGAUAUUUAAUUCUGCAAUAGAAAGCUUAAGGUUAAAAGAAAAAAAAAUGAUAGAUAGUUUGGAUUCGAUAAUUAACGAGUUUAAAUUAGAGCCAUCUGAUCCUGAUGAAAAUAUGGAUAUUGUUGGCAAAUUGGAGUUGCUUAGAAAAUAUUUAAGAAAGAUCCAAAGAAACGAGUCCGAAUUUUUAGAAUACACAAAGAAAAUUCAAGCUGAAAAGUUUGGUAAAUCUACUGGAAGAUGUAAAUGUGGGUAUCCUGUUUUUAUUAUUAAUGGAGAAGUUGUUGCGGGAAGUUCAGUAUUUGGUUCAAACUUCGAUGGAGACCCAGAAAUUGUAGAGCUGGAGUUUAAAUCUAUGGAGCUCGACUGGGAAAGAAGGGCUUUAGAACACACUAGAGAAGCUCUAAGGCAGGAAAAGUUGAAACAAGAAGAGAUUUUACAAAGCAGAGAGGAGAAGAUCAGGUAUAAGAGCGAAGAGCUAGAGACUAGACUACGUGAGGUAAAGAGAAUGGAACAUAUUUUAAAUUUAAGAGCUUUAGAGAGAGAAAAAAAUGUAUCUACUGGUAAUAACUUGCAUUCAAACCCAAGUUCUGCAUCAUCCAAUAGAAGGGGAAGGAAUGGAUCUCGGACUGGUAGAAACAGUUGUCCUGUACGUGUACAAAAAGAGAGCCAAAACCAUUUAGGGGUAAAUUAUGACUCAGGUAUUGGCUCAAAUUUUGAUAAAAAUAGGAAAAAACAACAGAAAGAAGAGGAGUGUGGUUUUAACUCAUUUAAUGAUAAUUCUAUUACUAUUAAUAGAGCUAAUGAUGGUUGCGACAGGAGUAGAGACUUGAAUAAUAAUUACGGAUCUGGUUCUGGAUCUAGAUCGUUCUCCCAGAUGGAAGCCUUAAAAACGGAACAAGCAAGAGUUAAGAGUUCGGAAACCCCUCCUUCAGAAGAAUAUGAACUUUACUCACUUAGCCAAAGUGAUAAUGAAAUUCUCUUCACUUCUCCGGGUUACAAAUUAAGCCCAAGUAGAACUACUAGGAGAAGAUUUAUUGGUAAAAUAACUGGCUCAGAUGAAUCCACUUCAAAGAAAGAAGUAAAUUCUCUGGAUAAUGCUGGGAAAGUUACAAAUGAUAUAAAUUUCUCACACGAAACUAUUAAGAACAAUUUUUCUGACUUUAAUAUGGGAAAUAAUUCUUCUUUAGAAGUUACUCCAAAUGACUUACGUGGUAAAAGUUUCAAUGACAGCUCAGAAAGGUUAAUACCUCCCAGGAUGUCUCCUUUACUAAGAAGUCAAAGACAAAGGCUCAAGCAAAUUCUUCAGGAAGAAAACGAAGAUAAUGAUGAAAACUAUGCCAGAAAUUCGCUUGGAACAGACUAUAAAACAUCUAGUUCAGCAGAUGUUGACUACGAAACUUUUGAAAUAAAUAACUCCUACAAAUUAAUGUAUUCAACUCCUAAAUAA